ACAAACGUUUGCAUGCCGUUUUGUGAAUAUUGUAAAUAUAGUCAUGGCUACUCUUGACAUGGAUCAGGAGACAGCUCAGGUUCUUUUCCAUGAAGGGGCAACACUGGUGUGUUUGGAUGUUCCAGAGGGGACAGAAUUUGGAAUUGAUUACUCCUCUUGGACAGUGGGAGAAAAGUUCAAGGGGGUUAAAAUGAUCCCACCAGGAAUCCACUUUGUUUACUGCAGUGCUAGAGACAGACAGACAGGAGAAGUAUGUCCAAGAAGUGGUUCUUUCAUCAACUUCCAACAGAAAGGAGUCAUUGUUAGAAAAUGGGAUGGAAUCAAAGAUGAUUUGACAGAGGACAAUGUCAGUGCUGUUGAUGUUCAACGCAUUCAGGACAAUCUGAAAGAACUAGACAGAUUUUUAGGCCCUUACCCUUAUGACAAGUUCAAGAAAUGGGUGUCUCUCAGCAACUUUAUCACUCCAGAGUUGGUGGACAAGUUACAGCCUCUCAGUAAAACAAUAUCUUCUGUCACUGACUUUGUGUCUGAGGUAAGCAACACUCAGACCCGAAGAUCCCAGAGCACAUCUUCUCAAGCCAAGAAAGCCAAGCUUUUAAUUGAUAAAACUGAGUCUAUGGAAGAUGACACUCAAGGGAAUCAGGAAGAAAAUGCAGAACCAGCCUCUCUGAAAGAAGCAGAGUCCAAGUUACCAGAUAUGAAAGUGCGAGAAGAAAGCAAAAUCAGAUUUAGUCCCAUACCAAAGCUGAAAUAUCCCCCAGGCAGCUCUCCUGCUGAAAUGACAAAAUACAGUAUGGACUCAAGUUAUGUCUUGGAAAGCAUACUAAGUUCAUGUUACCAUGACAGUGAAAUGGGAAUUCUUGGAGAAAUUCAGUUUGCCUUUAUAUGCUUUCUGAUUGGUCAGGUUUUAGAUGCCUUUGAACAAUGGAAGAAUCUUGUUCAUGUAAUGUGCUCCAGUGAGGAAUCACUGGCAAAACACUCUGCAUUAUUUUCAAACUUUAUUGGUGUUCUUCAUUUUCACAUCCAAGAGACACCAGAAGACUUCUUUGUUGAUAUUUUAUCAGAAAAUAAUUUCCUUACAUCCACUUUACAAGUGUUCUUUUCCAAUUUAGAAAACAUUUCAAAUGAUAGUGGACUUAGGAAAAAAGGACUAAAGUUUCGGGACUACUUGACACAAAAAUUCAAAUGGGACUUUACUUCGGAGCCUGAUGAAUAUGCACCAACUAUUGUACAAUUAGAGUAAAUAGGUAUAACAAGA
Saccostrea echinata is the source of this 1258-nucleotide messenger RNA. Its product is annotated as protein AAR2 homolog. The transcript is spliced from 5 exons. Bases 44 to 1243 code for a protein of 399 amino acids. The record is from RefSeq and is a predicted model, not a curated record. Gene Ontology annotation, biological process: spliceosomal tri-snRNP complex assembly. NCBI's taxonomy places the organism in Eukaryota, Metazoa, Mollusca, Bivalvia, Ostreida, Ostreidae.